GUGGAAAUGAAAUAAUAACUGUUUUCGGCAAUAAUAAAUGAACGAGACAAAUUGGCAUACUUUUAGGCUGAUAUGCAUUAUAGUGUAGUAGUACAACAUUAUGUCACAAAAAUCUUGCAUAGAACUUAAUGAGAUACGUAAAUUGGACGAAAUUCUACGUCAGUGUGAGAUUUACGUAUCAAAGAACAAACAGACACCUCUACUAGAGACACGUAAAAAGAAAUUUGCUCAUCAGAUUUUAACCUCUACCAAGCUGCAAAAAUUUGUGGAACGCGAACUCUUCUCCUUAAUGUGCACCGCCAACAAAAUGAACAAGAAAAGCAUAUUUGUUUCCGACAUCCUAAUGAACUCCAAUCUGUUGUCGUACAAAGAUGAAAAUGGCAAAUAUUUCUUACGUAACAAUUUUCAAAAGACACCGAAUAACUUUCGAAUGUACCACAAGAUAGUGCGUUCGAAUAUCGAGGACGACGAGGAUGAGUUUAUGUAUCGCAAGUGUGCUAAAAAGGAAAUUUCGCAAAAUUGUUUGGAAAACAUAAAAAAUUGUCUGCAUGAGAAUCUAAAGCAGGGCAAGAAAUAUGGCUCCAAUACUUAUGAAGCCAUACAGCAUAAGCGGAAACAACAAUUAAGCAAACAACACCAUGAACAACAACAUGAGCAACAACAACAACAACAGCAUCAGAAGCAGCAGCUGCAGCGCGCGCAGCAACAACAACAUCAUCAGAUGACCUCCCAAGCCCCACGUACGGCAACCUCCAUUGGUCAUUCGCAUUUACCACCAUUGGAAAACUGUACCAUGAAAACGAUGAAGCCACCACCAAUGGAAACAGUUGUCGGUGUUGGUCCCGGUAUAUCCUGUAAUAAAUGUGAAAAACAACGCCACAAAGCGGUACUAAUACAGACCGGUUCCGACAAUGUUAGUGAAAAAAGUCGAAAAUUCCAUAAAACGGAGGCUCCGUAUGCCAGCAGAGAUCAUGGUUUCUCGAAAUCUAUAGCUCAAAGUAGCUGUCAAACCACUCCCGAGGAAAAAAGAAAAAAUCUCAACAACAACAGCAAUAGUCGCUAUAAAUUCUCAUCGCAAAUAUUUGGACGCAAACUUUCAUCGAAGCAUGUAAGCGAACAUGGAGAGGAUACACUAGAUAAGGAGGCUUUGCUAAGUCCAAAAAUUGAGAUCAAAUUUCCGGAUCCUGUUGAAACGGUAUUAUCGCUGGGAGCAAAUGUUUUACCCGAACAGAAAAAUAUGACUGCUAAAACUCAUCGUUGGACUAUUUUACAUUAUUCCCCAUUCAAGGCUGUCUGGGAUUGGAUCAUUUUGAUUUUGGUUAUGUAUACAGCAAUAUUUACACCAUACGUAGCUGCAUUUUUAUUGGGUGAACAAGAUUAUCAGAGACGUACCAAUAAGUAUAUUAACAGUGAUCCUAUAGUUAUUGUGGAUCUUAUAGUUGAUGUCACAUUUAUUGUUGAUAUAUUAAUAAAUUUCCGUACUACUUUUGUUAAUGGGCAAGAUGAAGUCGUCUCGCAUCCGGGUCGCAUAGCAGUCCACUAUUUGAGUGGUUGGUUCUUAAUCGAUUUGGUAGCGGCCAUACCAUUUGACUUACUCUUGGUAGGCAGUGAUACGGACGAGACUACAACACUGAUUGGUUUAUUGAAAACAGCACGGCUGUUGCGUUUGGUAAGAGUUGCCCGUAAAAUCGAUCGUUAUUCGGAAUAUGGUGCUGCGGUGUUGGUAUUACUGAUGGCUACCUUUGUUCUAAUUGCCCAUUGGUUGGCUUGUAUAUGGUAUGCUCUUGGUAAUGCUGAACGUAUAAUGUUAUCAAAAAAUAUAGGCUGGUUACAUACUUUGGGAAAUGAUAUUGACGAACCCUAUUUUGAAAAUAAAACCGGUGGUCCUUCUAUCAAGUCCCGGUAUAUAACCGCGCUAUAUUUUACAUUUACAUCCUUAACCUCGGUGGGAUUCGGUAAUGUGGCUCCAAAUACAGAUGCAGAGAAAAUUUUUACAAUAUGUGUUAUGUUGGUGGGAUCCUUAAUGUAUGCUAGUAUUUUCGGUAAUGUUUCGGCCAUUAUACAACGAUUGUAUUCGGGUACAGCCCGCUAUCAUACACAAAUGUUAAGAGUGCGAGAGUUUAUAAGAUUUCAUCAGAUACCCAAUCCUUUAAGGCAACGCCUAGAAGAAUAUUUCCAACAUGCCUGGAACUAUACGAAUGGCAUUGAUAUGAAUUCGGUUUUAAAGGGCUUCCCGGAAUGCCUACAGGCUGAUAUUUGUUUACAUUUGAAUCGUAAAUUGUUACAAAAUUGUCCUGCGUUUUCCGGUGCUAGUCCUGGUUGUCUAAGAGCGCUAUCAUUAAAAUUCAAAACUACACAUGCGCCGCCCGGUGAUGUUUUGGUGCAUAAAGGAGAUGUCUUGACCUCAUUGUUUUUCAUAGCCAGAGGAUCAAUUGAAAUUCAAAGGGAGAAUACCACUAUUAUUAUAUUGGGUAAAGAUGAUAUAUUUGGUGAGAAUCCUUGUAUUUAUCCGAAUAUUGGCAAAUCAAAUGCAAAUGUACGUGCCUUGACCUAUUGUGAUUUGCAUAAAAUUCAUCGAGACGAUCUAUUGGAUGUGCUGCACUUGUAUCCCGAAUUCUUCGAUAGUUUUGUCAAUAAUCUAGACAUUACAUACGUCAUGAGAGAUGAAUACACAUCUGGCGUUGAUGUGAAACAUAAAUAUUUACGAGUGAAAUCGAUGGAUAAAGAACGCAGUAACAGUGAUAUGAACUCAAUAAGAAUUGUGGGUCUUCAAUUUAAGACCAACAAUAAAUCAUUCGUGCGUGAUGGUGCACAAAAAGAUACACCCGAUGUUAAUUUCUAUGUGGGCAAAGAUAGUAAUAAUUACAAAUAUGGAGCACCCAAAAGUGAUUACUUUUAAUUUUAAAGUGCUUAACUAGGUUUUACAUAAGUAAAUAUGGGUAAACAUAUUGUAAUAAUUAAGUGAAAUAUACUACUCCUCGUAAAUAAUUCAAUAAAUUUUAAAAUUAAUGGCUCAAUUAGUAU
Messenger RNA from Calliphora vicina (urban bluebottle blowfly), 3024 nucleotides. It is a transcript of the gene sei, whose product is annotated as seizure. The record is from RefSeq and is a predicted model, not a curated record. Gene Ontology annotation, molecular function: inward rectifier potassium channel activity. The transcript has 14 exons. Gene Ontology annotation, biological process: membrane repolarization during action potential; potassium ion transmembrane transport. The coding region runs from base 101 to 2899 and encodes 932 amino acids. Gene Ontology annotation, cellular component: plasma membrane. Lineage: Eukaryota; Metazoa; Arthropoda; Insecta; Diptera; Calliphoridae.